Toxotes jaculatrix (banded archerfish) is the source of this 2627-nucleotide messenger RNA. It is a transcript of the gene efcab7, whose product is annotated as EF-hand calcium binding domain 7. Gene Ontology annotation, molecular function: calcium ion binding. Bases 132 to 1991 code for a protein of 619 amino acids. The record is from RefSeq and is a predicted model, not a curated record. The transcript is spliced from 13 exons. NCBI's taxonomy places the organism in Eukaryota, Metazoa, Chordata, Actinopteri, Toxotidae.
AAUAUGCUUCCGGGUGAUUAUUACAGUGUGAUGAAGAAGUAAAAUAAUAUCAUUUAGCUUAGGUUAUCUACCAUUUCUGGCUGCUGGAGAGAACUAGCUAACGAUAAACAGGUCGAACUCUUCUCCCAAAGAUGUCUCUUCAAGAGUCCCCUCGUCCUUCCGAUGAAGAGGAGGCUUUCUACAUGCAGUGCAGAGCUGCGUACCUCGCUGUGUUCAGAUCUAGUUUGACAAAUAUCGCUUCGAAACAGCAGUUAUGUCGCGUUCUCCAGCAAGCGGGAAGAAAUCCAUCCCAGGCCACUCUUAAUAAAUACUGGACCCCAAGAACGUCUAAAUUGAACUUUGAUGACUUCUGUGAGAUUCUCAAGUGUGAGAAGAAAACUGAGGAAACUGAGCUGAUGAGAGCUUUCAGAAAAAUGGAUGUGAACGGUGAUGGCUACAUUACACACAGUGAACUGGAGAAAGCCCUUACGACUAGAGGAGAAAAGAUGACCAGUGAAGAGGUGAAUACUAUUUUCUCAUUAGCUGACAUCAACAGGGAUGGCAAACUGGACUAUGCAGAAUUCUGCAGAUUGCUUGUGUCUAUGGCAGAACAAUGUCAGAAGGCUGCUUUGGAGAGGCUCGAGGCUGAUGCCAAGCUGAAGAGACAGAACUUUGGCAGUCAGUCAUACAACCCUCCGAAGAGCUCAGUGUCAUCAGCAUCAUCAGCAGCAGCACAAGUGGCAGCAAGUCACCCUCAGCCUCCAGACACAUCAGACGCAACACUCAAGAAAGACAGCCGAUCGUCCUCUCGUCCGUCCUCCGCUCGCAGCAGACGGUCGUCGCUGUCGAACUCAGUCAGUGUGACAUCCAGCAGCAUCAAGGCCAGCAAAAUACCAGAGCCUUCAGAUUUACAGGAGUGGCAUCACAGUUUUAUGAAAGGAUGUUUCUUCUUGGAGGAUGAUGGGAGUAUCAGUUCUCUGCAGUACCAGCUCCAUGUCCCCCAGACAACCAACGUCUACUUAACCAUCCAACCAGUCAGCCUCAGCCACAGACCUGACAAGGGUUCAUCCUGGAUGACAGUGGACACAGCUCUUUUUGUCAUGUCAGCUGGUGAAACCAAAGAAGACGCAACUUUAGUGUAUUUCACUGAGUCAAAAGACAAAGAGAAGUAUGUUUGGAAAGGAGAACUGAAUGCUGGGACCUACUACCUGCUUCCCUUCACCAGUGGCUGCAGACUAAAGAAAAGGAGCAAAAAGAACCUUUCUAAUAAACCUGUGGAGCUUGUCUACAGGACGGACACUGAGGAACUAGACCUCACCAGGGAGCUCAGGGAGGCGCUGUCUGGCAUCUUUGAGGUUAUAGACCUGGAUGGAAAUGGUUUGCUCAGUCUGGAAGAGUACAAUUUCUUUGAGCUGAGGACCAGUGGAGAGAAAUGUGACCAGGAUGCCUGGGCUGUCUGCAAAGAAAACUUUGAUAUGAGAAAGAACCAACUGACACGACAGGGCUUCAUGGAGCUGAACCUGAUGGAGGCCACAGAGAAAGAUGGCGACCCUGCAGACCUGUGGGUCAACCUAGAAGCCAUGGGCUACGACCACAUGCUAGAGCUAGUUGAGGCUUGUCCAUUCCAGAUAGAUGUACACUGUGAAGGCACUCAGCUGUCUAUACAGCCCCUCAGCAUGGAGUCAGGGCCCAAGCUUCUGAACCAGGCUCUCCAGAAGUCCAUCAUAGCCAGGACAGGGGCCAAAGCUCUGAGGGGACUAGACAAUGUUUUUGUCUACACCUAUCGAGGAGAGCACAGGGUCUCCUCCCUUAUAGCCAACAAGACCAACCAGAAAGUGACUGUGCACAUAAACAAUGAGCAGAGCAGGAACUGCAGUAGCAGUAGAGGCAUGAAUGUGUUUGCUGUAGAGGUACCAGGCCGGACCAAGAUGGUGUGCCAACAUGUGCUGCCAAUCAAUGACAAACAGGACUGGACCUACAACUGUGUGGAGACCAUACUAACCUGCACAUAAAGGUGUAUCCCUAUGAAAGAUUGAAAGCUCACCUGUGCUCAGUGACUCUAUGCAUCAGAGGUAUUGAACUCUGGUGGCAGAGGCAAAACACUAAUAAGGUACAGCUGAUAAUGGCUAUUACUGCUUUUGUUGUUCCUUUGUAUGUGUGACGUGUUUGGCUAAUGUAGAGAAUUUCAAAAUUUCCUUAACAUUUAUUAACAUUAUAAAUACAGAGAGAUUAAAUUGCCAACAUGGCACUUUAAUUCCUAAUUUAGCAUUUAAAAUAAAGGCUCUUGUCAUGCUGAAUUUAAUCAUUUUCAACCAAAAAAGCUUCUCGUAUGUCUGUUGCUGUGCUGUUACUUUAUUGUAUAGUGUACUGUAUAUUUAUUAAGAUUAUAAUAGAAAUUGGGCCUUGUCAGAGAUUUUCCAGGCAAUUUUAGAUUAGUUUGUACAUCACAACUUAGCUUCUGAGAAAACUUCCUAAAAUCACAGUUAAAUGUAACAUUAUGAUUUUUUAAGAUAAUUUUUCAUUUCGCAGUAUAGUCAUGAAACGCCAAAACAAAGGUGCGAACUUAUUAUUUUCUAGUGCUUUUAUAUAUAUUUACUUUGAAAGACAUUUAUUAUUUUAUCACUUUCCUCAUGUAGAUGUAAAUAAAA